Messenger RNA from Vollenhovia emeryi, 2275 nucleotides. It is a transcript of the gene Cat, whose product is annotated as catalase. Gene Ontology annotation, biological process: response to hydrogen peroxide; hydrogen peroxide catabolic process. Gene Ontology annotation, cellular component: mitochondrion; peroxisome; cytoplasm. Bases 16 to 1833 code for a protein of 605 amino acids. NCBI's taxonomy places the organism in Eukaryota, Metazoa, Arthropoda, Insecta, Hymenoptera, Formicidae. The record is from RefSeq and is a predicted model, not a curated record. Gene Ontology annotation, molecular function: catalase activity; heme binding. The transcript is spliced from 8 exons.
GGAUCGCGCCGAGGUAUGUCGAGAGCGCGUGCGGACCGGCUCCUUCGAACGCUCCCGCCGCUGCUCCUCCGUCGGCGUGAAGUUGCCGGGAGUCGCGCGCACCUCUACCUCUCGUCUACCGCGACCCGGCAGGGGCGUGAUAAAAGCCCGCCUUCGCCGCCGCCGGCCAGUCGCUGCGUAACGUCGGUAGACUUGUCUGCGCCCGUGUACCGCGCCGUGCCCGCUCCCGCGCCUCGCGCAUCCUCGAUUCGACGACUUUACGGACGUAGCUGCGAGAGAUCGACCGGCGAGAUGGCCUGCCCGAUGAGGGAUCCCGCCUCGGAACAGCUCAACGAUUACAAGAAGAAGGUCAAGGGCGAAGGACCCGUAUUAUUAACCGCCAAUGGAGCGCCCGUCGCCGAGAAGAAGGCCAGCCUCACGGUUGGCCCCCGUGGGCCCAUGUUGCUGCAAGACUUCGUUUACCUGGACGAAAUGUCGCAUUUCGCCAGGGAGAGAAUUCCAGAACGGGUUGUGCACGCGAAGGGAGCCGGUGCGUUUGGCUACUUCGAAGUUACCCACGACAUCACCAAGUAUUCUAAAGCCAAGGUGUUUUCCAGCAUUGGAAAGAGGACUCCCAUCGCUAUAAGGUGCUCCACCGUCGGUGGUGAAAGCGGUUCUGCCGACACUGUCAGAGAUCCACGUGGAUUCGCCGUGAAAUUCUACACCGAGGAGGGUAUCUGGGAUCUCGUGGGCAACAAUACGCCGAUCUUCUUUAUCAAGGACCCCCUCUUCUUCCCGAGUUUCAUACACACGCAAAAGAGAAAUCCAGCGACUCACCUGAAGGAUGCUGACAUGUUCUGGGACUUUAUCUCCCUCAGGCCCGAGACGACGCAUCAAGUUAUGUUUCUCUUCGCCGAUCGUGGCAUUCCCGAUGGAUAUCGUCAUAUGAACGGCUAUGGUUCACAUACGUUCAAGCUGGUGAACAGCAAGAAUGAAAUGGUCUAUUGCAAAUUCCACUACAAGACUAAUCAAGGGAUCAAGAAUAUUCUUGCGGAGAAGGCCGCUGAGCUUAGCGCUUCCGAUCCUGAUUAUUCAAUCAGAGAUCUUUACAAUGCUAUCGCUAAGGGUCAGUGUCCGUCCUGGACUUUCUACAUCCAAGUGAUGACCGCUGAACAAGCAAAGAACUUCAAGUGGAAUCCGUUUGACCUGACAAAGGUGUGGCCGCACAAGGAAUAUCCGCUGAUACAGGUCGGCAAGAUGGUGCUCGAUCGCAAUCCCGAGAACUACUUCGCCGACGUGGAGCAAAUGGCGUUUGAUCCGGCGCACAUGGUACCUGGUAUCGAGCCGAGUCCCGAUAAAAUGCUGCAGGGGCGACUCUUCGCCUACGGCGACACUCACAGGCAUCGCCUGGGCCCGAAUCAUCUUCAGUUACCAGUGAAUUGUCCGUACAAGGCGAUUUCCGCGAUGCACUAUCAACGAGAUGGUUUCAUGCCGAUACACAACCACGGUGGCGCACCGAAUUAUUAUCCGAACAGCUUUUCCGGACCGAAGGAGUGUCCAGCCGUUCGUUCACCGCCGUUCCAUGCGAGCGGAGAGGUGGACCGUUACGAUCCCGUGGAUGAGGACGACUUUGGUCAGGCCACUAACUUCUGGAAGAAGAUUCUCGACGAGGCAGCCAAAGAGAGGCUGGUGCAGAACAUGGUCGGGAGUCUGCGCAACGCCUCGACGUUCAUCGUCGAACGGGCCGUGCGAAACUUCGCUAGGGUGGACGUCGAUCUCGGUCAGAGACUGACGGACGGCUUGCGCAAGUGCGGAAUGUAUAUCAAUGCCUUGGGCAAAUCGGCCAAUCUCUGAAGAGGAUGUCUCUCUUUCGUUUUGUACCAUAACGUAUAACUGCUAUAAUACGCAACAAAGACGUAAAUGUUAACUACGCAAUUACGAUAUAUAAUACUUGUUAUUAAUCGAACAUAUUCGGCAAGAGCUUUGUCGAAGAUAUUUCUUUUCCACUGGUAGCAAUCGACAUUUUUAUUCUAGAGUUGCCGCUUUGUAAUACUAAUACUAUACUACUGUUUUACAAGGGUGUAGGUAUAAAACUGAAUGGUGCCUUUUCACAAACUGACUACAUUACAUUUGGAAAAACCCGAGCAUUGUUCCACUAUCUUUUAAGAUACUGCAUUUUGCUACAGUGAUUAUUGAUUGUGAUGAUGCGUGAAUAUCGUUUAGGUUUUAUGGCUCUUUUGAAGAAGGAGUGUGUUGGGAUUUAUAAAUUUUAAAUAAAAUUGGAAAUUGUCACAAG